This is a messenger RNA of Mauremys reevesii (Reeves's turtle), 799 nucleotides long. Its product is annotated as kunitz-type serine protease inhibitor B1-like. NCBI's taxonomy places the organism in Eukaryota, Metazoa, Chordata, Testudines, Geoemydidae. Gene Ontology annotation, molecular function: serine-type endopeptidase inhibitor activity. The record is from RefSeq and is a predicted model, not a curated record. The coding region runs from base 123 to 590 and encodes 155 amino acids. The transcript has 4 exons.
GGGGCAGACAUCGGGGGCGGCUCUCUUGUGCAAUGUCCCCUCCUGUGACGGCAGUGCCGGGCUGGCACGAUGGUAUAUAAGCCGGUGCAGCUCGGCGCUGGGCAUCCUGGCACAGCAGCACCAUGAAAUCAGGCCUCCUCCUCCUCCUGGGCCUCCUCGCCCUCUGGGCUGAGCUGCCGCCUGCCUCUGGGCAGCUCCGUCAAGCGAACGCGAUCUGCAGUCUCCCUGCGGAUCCCGGCCCGUGUUUAGCCUACAUGCCCAGCUACUUCUACAACUCGACCACCAAGAGGUGUGAGCAGUUCAUUUAUGGCGGCUGCCGGGGCAAUGGGAACAGGUUUCCCAAUGUGGACGAAUGUCUCAAGACCUGUGGAAGCUCAGGUGACAUUUGCCGACUCCCGCCUGAGACGGGCCCUUGCAAGAUGUACAUCCGUCGCUUCUUCUACCACCCGGCCAGCAGGACGUGCAAAAUAUUCAUCUACGGCGGCUGCCAGGGCAACGGGAACAACUUUAGAACUCUCCAGGAGUGCCAGCGGGCCUGCAGGAAACGCGGGCCGACCAGAGAGAGAGACCGGGACGAGCCGAGAGCGUGACAGCAGGGCCUGUGGGGGGAUGGGACAGGAUCCGCCAAUCCAGUCCCCACCUGACACCCACCCCCAGUCGCCCGUGGGCCUGAUCUCGCCCCGCACGUGGCUUGUGUAAUAAAGAGCUCAGCUCAGCUGGCCUCCCUGUGAUUUCCUGGCUUGGGCCUCACUGUCCCUGCAUGUCCCCCGGGACAACCCCCCUGCAGCUGGAGCCUGUG